AUGGCCCAGUCAAGUCACAGACUUUGUCAAAACUGGAGACGCAAGAAUCCCAAGGGUUCUAUGGCUCCGAUGAUUGAGUUGUGCGAUGGUCGGCUCUAUGACCAGCUCGACAUAGCGACACUGCCGGCAAGAGACAUGGUCAUCCUUUGUGACUCUCAGGUUGACUCGAGGCCUGGCGCGUCUGGAUGA
Messenger RNA from Phytophthora sojae, 189 nucleotides. RefSeq lists its product as hypothetical. NCBI's taxonomy places the organism in Eukaryota, Oomycota, Peronosporomycetes, Peronosporales, Peronosporaceae. The transcript has a single exon. Bases 1 to 189 code for a protein of 62 amino acids. The record is from RefSeq and is a predicted model, not a curated record.